Molecule: messenger RNA, 546 nt
Organism: Naegleria gruberi
Lineage: Eukaryota; Heterolobosea; Eutetramitea; Acrasida; Naegleriidae
Exons: 1
Coding region: 1-546 (181 amino acids)
Source: RefSeq, a predicted model, not a curated record
AUGAAGAAGAACCAGAAUGCCAACAACAUGUCAUUCAUUGAUGAAACUAGUAAUGUUACAAAGAAAGCAAAAGUGAAAAAGAGAAAUAAGGAAUUGAAAAUUAAACAAUCGAGAUUGAGAAAACCAUUACAAAAUGAUAAUUUACUGAAAAAUUACUUUGAAUUUGAUAAGCAACAAUUAACAGAAAGUGAUUUAACUAUUUACAAAAUUAUUAAUCCACCAAAUGCAUCUACUGACAAUACUUUUUCAGAAAAUAUUACAACUUGCUCGAAUGCAUCAUCAUUAUCAUCAGGUACUAGUGAAAAUGUAAAGGAUACAAUUAUUACAAAGGUUAAAUGCAAAACUAUGAAUAAUACUAAUAAUUUGAAUCAACAUGCAUCUAGUAAUAUUGAAUAUUCAUCAUCAUCACUAACAAUCAACAAUAGUAGUGGUGGAAGCAGUAGUAGUGGAAGCAGUGAUAAUACUUCAAAAGAAGAAGAAGAAGAAGCAGUAGAAUUUGAUGAUUGUGAAAGCUUUCUCAGUUCAAUUUCAUUCCUUUACAAUUAA